Messenger RNA from Sciurus carolinensis (gray squirrel), 772 nucleotides. It is a transcript of the gene C2H20orf144, whose product is annotated as chromosome 2 C20orf144 homolog. Lineage: Eukaryota; Metazoa; Chordata; Mammalia; Rodentia; Sciuridae. The record is from RefSeq and is a predicted model, not a curated record. The coding region runs from base 146 to 772 and encodes 208 amino acids. The transcript has 3 exons.
UUCUGGGACUCUGGAGCUGGUGAGGUGGACCUAUGAGGUCACAAUGUAGCUUCCCUCCUAUACCCCACCCCCCUGCAGGGCCCCAGGUUAGAGGGCAGAGCAGAGGCAGCAUGGGCUGUGGCCCCCAGUGGUAACCAGUCCUACCAUGGGAAACAACAGUUCCCACAAGAGGACCAAAGCACCCAAGCAGGCCCACAAGGAGAGGCCACCGGACAUGGACAAGGGCCGGCCGAAACAGUUCUCCAGCCACCUCCAGCGGAAGAAGCCAAGUACCGAAGGCUCAAAACAUACCACUUUCCCCCUCUUCACCUGGGGAGAGGCCCUUGACCAGGCUGAGACCAAGAUCGUGCUGCUUUUCCCCCUGGACAAGCGGCAGCAGCUGGCCGAGGCGGCGGCGGCGGCGGCGGCGGCGGCGGCGGCGGGCCCGGGCGCGCGGCCCGGGCGGUCGGGCGAGAACGCCCCGGCCCCGGCGGCGGCACCCAUGCUGCGAGGGGCGGGCGACUGCGCUGAGACGCGCGAAGGCGCGCGCGCGCGCGAGAUGAAGAAAAUCCUGGUCCUGCUGCUGCUGCUGGACGCGCGGCUGCAGGAGGAGGGGCGCCGCGCGGGCAGCGGGGCCGGAUCGGGGGGCGGGCCCGGAGGCGGGGCCAAGGCCGCGCAGGGCUGGCAGCGGCUGUACGCGCGCCUGCUGACCGAGAGCGAGGCGGACGGCGAGGGCGACCCCCGCGAGGAGCAGCCCCGCAAGCGGCGCCGCUGCCCUCGCCCGCGGCCCUGA